AUGACCAUGACGAUGCUGAUGCGAGCCAUCAUUACUACUAGAACAGCGACUACUUCUGCAUGCAAUUCUGUUUGCUCUCUUGGUUUAAUUUCUAGAUAUUCCACCACUCAGAAUUCCACUUCUACUAGAGGCAGAUCCCAUAUUAAAAGAACUCCUCGAUCUGCCAUCAACUCGCAACUUGUUGGUACUAUCAAACUGCGUCCAACCACCACUACUAUCAAUGAUGGAGUUUCUCCAUCCAACAAUUUCAACAAAUUGGGUCAACUUAAUCAACUGUCCUGGUUUGAUGCUGGCCUUUCCACUGAUCCCAUCGUUCAUCUGCGUGCGUUGGACAACUCGCUAAAAGCUGGAACUGAUGCCCAGCUCUUGGCUGCCUAUGACAGUCUUCGUGCUCUUGGAAAAGAGGCUUUAUCCAAGAUCUCACAUCGUACAUACCUGUCCUUGAUGGAUCGUGUGGUCAUGACUCGAGUCAAUACUUUGUAUUUUGGAAAUACCACUGGUGUCGUGUUGGCUGAUAUCGCAUUAAAAAUCCGUAAUGACUACAUGCAGUCUGGCCAUCAAGCUCAGCAGGAAAUGGAUGUUUUCACUUUACGUGCUGCUAGAUAUGCCGCCAAGACCGAUUUGGAUAAAGCUGUUCGUAUCUGCAGACAAGUGAUUGGAGAGUAUUCUGAUUUUCAGACAUCUCAGCGUGCUUCAGCUGGCCAUCAUGAAUCCGAAACCAGCACAGCAGCAGCUACUUUGGUGGAUGUGACUAUAUGCAAUGAGCUCAUUGCCGUGUUUGCUGCUGCCAAUCAACCCGAGAUUUGCAAGUCGCUCAUUUCUCGCAUGAUGGAAGUUGGUCUUCAGCCGCAGAUCACGACAUUUUGCCAUCUACUGAUUGCAUACUGUAAUGUCGGUGAUAUGGAAACCGCUGAAGCACUUUCUGUUCAGAUAUUUGAGCACGGCGAUGCGGAGCAUGCUCUUACUAUUCGCCAGCAUUUGUUGCAAGGAUAUGCUCAAAUCGGGAACAUCACCAAAACACAAAAAUACUUUGACCAAAUCACUUAUUCUACACAUAAACACACUACUGAAACAUAUAAUGCUAGCAUGAGAGUAUACUGCGAGCGUGGCUUGCCUGGUGAUGCUAUACGCAAGUAUCAGUCCAUGCGUCGAGCCCAAGUUGAGGCCAACGCUGAUACCUUUACCAAUUUGAUCCGUUGCUACGGCAAAGGAAAAAACAUUACUGCUGCUUCUCGAUUGUAUUACAAAAUGGAAAAUGUGAUCGGGUUUAGACCUACAACAGAUAUGCAAACUGCUAUGAUUGAAGCGUAUUUGAACUGUGGUGAUUCAAUGUUGGCAUGGACUGUACUUCGCCAUACAAUCAAUGAUCCUCGCAACAACACUACCAAUAAUCGAAACAACAGCAACCAUCCUGACCGUGAUGCUGGAAAACCAAUCACACCUGCGGCUUUACCCAUAAGUCUGUUUUUAGCUAUAUCCAAGGAUCUAAGUGGUAAACAUAUCGACUAUCUUCGUGAUCGUAUCCAUCUGUCACGUAUGCCAAUCCGUUCACGAGGUGUUAUUUUGGCUAAACUUAUGCAAGCAGCGCUGGUGUCUAAUGCAUAUGGUCCUAAAGAUCCAUCACUUGUGCUGACACUUUACAAUGAGUUUACUGUAAAGGAUGGAUGUGCAGUAUCGUCACCACCUCCUCCACUUGGGCAUAUCUGUGCAAUUCAAGCUAUGGGUAUAUUGGGUCAAUCCAAAGAAGCCUUGAAACUGUUUGAAACUACUUUAGACGAUUGUCUAGCAACUGGUAUGGCGACUGAAGCGUACAUUGCAAUAUUUUCAGCUCUAUCCAAUUCGACAGACAAGGCAUAUGCAAUGAAGCAAGCGCAAGAGAUGCUAACCCAUUUUGAACGCGAUGGUGUUGACGGCAAUGCAACUGAUUUAUUGGAACAGCUCGUAGGCUGUUUUGAAUCUGUUUCUAAACAGCGCGGUGCCAUUGAUUUAGCAACAGCAGCAAAUUCUAGUAUUGACCAAAAGAAAAAAAUCGCUUUUGUUCCUAUUCCUGGGGUUCAUCCAAGACUAUGUGCAUUACUGAAGCACGAACCUGUUGAAACACUAUGUGCGUUGAUUCAAUAAACUCAUGAAAUUUACAAUGUG
This is a messenger RNA of Batrachochytrium dendrobatidis JAM81, 2142 nucleotides long. RefSeq lists its product as uncharacterized. Lineage: Eukaryota; Fungi; Chytridiomycota; Chytridiomycetes; Rhizophydiales. The record is from RefSeq and is a predicted model, not a curated record. The coding region runs from base 1 to 2121 and encodes 706 amino acids. Gene Ontology annotation, molecular function: protein binding. The transcript has a single exon.